CGUCGUACGUAUUAUCAUUGAUGUUUGUUCUAAGCCAAUAAAAAAAUGCGAAUCUACGCGGUCAUAAACCGACUCAUGAAUUGGGAGCUCACACAUCGCGCGAAAAAAAAAACAGUUCAUCCUAUUUAGUAUUUAUUAUUGGUUGACUAGCUCAAUGGAUACGCGUGACUCGGCUUCCUCUACUGAUAGCGAACCGUUCAAGUGUCCUCGUAUAUAAAACAUUCCUGCCUGUUCACCGCCAGUUAAAAUCUAACAGCGAAGGUGAAAAUGUGUCCUAUUUCAACUCUAUUGCUGGCCAGUAUAUUGGCAGUGCUUUCGGCGCUUCUGCCAACUGUCCAAAGUCACGGCAUGCUGCUGGAUCCGAUAGCUCGCGGCUCUCGGUGGCGAUGCAAUUCCGGUGCACCAGUGAACUACGACGACAAUGGGCUGUACUGUGGAGGUUAUUAUGUUCAGUGGUACCAGAACGGGGGAAAAUGUGGCUACUGUGGAGAUAACUACGCGGAUGCCCAGCCUAGACUUCACGAACUUGGAGGUGCUUUCGGGCAAGGAGAAAUCGUUCGAAACUACACGAGGGGAUCGGUGAUCGAUGUGACGGCUAUGCUCACUGCCAAUCACAUGGGCCACUUCGAGUUCAACUUGUGCGACAUUUCUGUGGAAGGAGAAACGGAAGGGUGCUACCAGCAGUAUGCGCUAUUGGACGUGGAAGGGCGAAGGGAGUGGUACAUGAACUCAACAGCGGCCACGAAGUAUAACGUGCAGCUGCAGCUACCAGAAGAUUUGGUGUGCGACCACUGCGUUCUUCAGUGGACUUAUGUUGCUGGAAACAACUGGGGUUACUGCGCUGAUGGCACCGGUAAACUAGGUUGUGGUGCCCAAGAAAAUUUCCGCACUUGUUCCGACAUUGGUAUCUACGAAGCUGACGACUCUCGACUAGCCGAUUCGUACACAUAUUGUGCAGCCAGUCCACGGUCAUUGAACUGGAUCUUCGAUAACAUUCCGGAAGAGGAAAACAUCAUCGAAACGGAUUGAAAUGGCCUUUUGUGCCUAUUAGUUGAACAAAUUCUAGUCAGUACGCACGAAUUAUACCUUUUCAUUUCAAGUGGAAAUGCUUGAUGCGGAUUGGAGAAUAGUUAUUGUUGAAUAAACACUUAUUGAUAACAAA
Armigeres subalbatus is the source of this 1162-nucleotide messenger RNA. RefSeq lists its product as uncharacterized. The record is from RefSeq and is a predicted model, not a curated record. The transcript is spliced from 2 exons. Bases 268 to 1029 code for a protein of 253 amino acids. Lineage: Eukaryota; Metazoa; Arthropoda; Insecta; Diptera; Culicidae.